Lathyrus oleraceus (garden pea) is the source of this 939-nucleotide messenger RNA. RefSeq lists its product as uncharacterized. The transcript is spliced from 3 exons. The coding region runs from base 1 to 939 and encodes 312 amino acids. The record is from RefSeq and is a predicted model, not a curated record. Gene Ontology annotation, molecular function: zinc ion binding; nucleic acid binding. NCBI's taxonomy places the organism in Eukaryota, Viridiplantae, Streptophyta, Magnoliopsida, Fabales, Fabaceae.
AUGACUCAUGUGAUGGGUCAGACAAAUCAGGUGUUACAGAAUCAACAUGGAACAUUAGAUGAAUUAUGUGGGCUAGGAAAGUUCCAUAGAAACAAUUUGUUGACUUUUAAGGGUAGAUACGACCCUGAGGGUGCUCAAAGCUGGUUGCAAGAGAUUGAAAAGAUCUUCAAAGUGAUGACUUUCACGGAUGCUCAAAAGGUCCUGUUUGGGGCUCAUAUGAUGGCUAAAGAGGCAGAGUAUUGGUGGGAUAAUUCUCUCCAGAGGUUAGAAGCUGAAGGUAUUGAGAUCACUUGGGAUAACUUCAAGAUUGAGUUUCUUGAGAAGUACUUUCCUACCAAUGUCCAUAGCAAGAAAGAGAUCGAGUUCCUUGAGCUGAAGCAACAAAACAUGAUUGUAGCUGAUUAUGCGGCUAAAUUCAAGGAUUUGUCUAGGUUAUGUCCUUAUUAUAAUGGGGUCGAAUCUGAAGGAUCUAAGUAUAAAUGUGACAAAUAUGCUUACUACAAGAGUGUUACUGAGAAGAAGAGUGGAAAUACACAUCGUGGGAAACCUUAUAGAGCUCCAGCUGAUAAGGGAAAGCAGAAGGCUACGGGUGGAAAAGGAACAAGAGGGGGAAACAUUUUUGCUUUUCUUAGAUGUUUCAGUUGUGGAAAGAUGAGGCAUCAAGAAAAUGAGUGCAAGAGCUAUGAUCAUAAGUGUUUCAAGUCUGGGAAGCCAGGGCACCAUAUUAUUGACUGUAAGAGUAAUGUUAUGACUUGUUACAACUGUGGAGAUCUAGGUCAUAUUAGUACUCAGUUCCAAAAACUAAAGAAAGCCCAGUCUGAAGGAAAGUUCUUUGCUUUGAUUACGCAUUCGUUCAUAUCUCUUGACAGUGCUAGAAAGUUGAAUCUAGAGGAGUCUUUUACGAUUGUUGAAGUGUGGUAUAUGGGGAAGACAACUUGA